Xiphophorus hellerii (green swordtail) is the source of this 1927-nucleotide messenger RNA. RefSeq names its product NIPA magnesium transporter 1 (gene nipa1). Gene Ontology annotation, cellular component: membrane. Gene Ontology annotation, biological process: magnesium ion transport. Gene Ontology annotation, molecular function: magnesium ion transmembrane transporter activity. The record is from RefSeq and is a predicted model, not a curated record. The transcript has 5 exons. Lineage: Eukaryota; Metazoa; Chordata; Actinopteri; Cyprinodontiformes; Poeciliidae. Bases 34 to 963 code for a protein of 309 amino acids.
GAUCUGGCAACCCUGGUCUCAAAGCACAUAGCAAUGGCCGAUAACUCAUGGCUGACUGGAGCUCCGCUGGGGAUAGCAAUAGCCGUAAUAUCAAGCUUUAUUAAUGGCUCGACAUUUGUCCUGCAGAAAAAGGGAAUACUGCGGUCUCGUGACAAAGGGUGUUCGUACCUUACAGAUGUGGUGUGGUGCAGUGGAACGCUGUGCAUGAUCAUUGGUCAAGUUGGGAAUUUCCUGGCGUAUAACCUGGCCCCUGCUGUGAUUGUUACACCAUUAGGGGCCCUUGGAGUACUGUUUGGAGCAGUCCUGGCUUCUUGGAUCCUGGAGGAGCGUUUAAACGUCCUGGGGAAACUCGGCUGCAUCAUCUGUUGCUGCGGCUCCGUCGUGCUCAUCACUCAUGCCCCUAAAGCGGUGGCAACGUCAAGGCAGGAGCUUGAAGACGGACUGUCAGAUCCAGUGUUUGUAACCUACAUCCUGCUCGUGGUGCUGGCCCUGGUCACCCUGAUCGUGUGGGUCGCUCCAGCUCACGGGACGUCCAACAUCAUGGUGUACGUCGCCAUAUGUUCGCUUCUGGGAAGCUUCACCGUCCCGAGCAGCAAAGGACUCGGCCUGGUGGCUCCUGAUGUGUUCGGCGAAGGACAGCCAAACGUCGGCGCCGUGGCUCUCUUCCUUGGCCUGCUGGGGGCGCUGGCGGUCAGCAUACUGAUCCAGUUCUUCUUCAUCAACAAGGCCUUGGAGUGCUUCAGCUCCAACAUAUUUGAAGCGAUAUACUACGUGACGUUCACGUCCACUGUGAUUUUCGCUUCUGCCCUUCUGUUCAAGGAGUGGACGGGACUCACGUUCACCGACGGCCUCGCCAUGCUCUGCGGCCUGACAACGGUGUGUGUGGGAGUGAUACUCCUUCGAAUUUCCCAGGAAGCUGUGAUUACCUGGAAGGAGAAAAAGGAACGGAAAAAGACGGACUGAUUGUGUUACGGUGUUUUUUCGAGGGGGAGGUUUGUUCUGCAGGACACAGACUCUGUUGCUCUGCACUACCUCCCCUUUAAGUGACCAAAGCUGUGAGAUGAAACUCUCAGCCGUGACCUUUGACCACAUAAGUGCGAGGAGGAAAGCAUUGAUUACAUUGUGAGCAUUUUAUCGGAUAGUCGGUGGGAUUUGUCUGGGAACAAAAUGGCGUUCUGUAGUGAUGGGUCCGGCAACCGACGUGUCGGCGGAUGUGUCGAGCCCUUAGACAAAACCCCGUGUUGGUGCGCGUAUUGCUUUCAGCAAGUCACGUGACCGAUACAGUGAACUGUUUUGAACACUGGCGCGCCAAACUGUGUUUAUAAGGAAGCGAAUCUGUCAACGGGAUGCAUUUGCCAAAAGAAUUCUUGAUCUUUUACGGUACAACGUCAACUAUGGAGCCUCGAGGCAAACGAAAGGUAUCGUGGUUUGGGACCAUUUUGAUCUUACGUCAGAAAACAAGCUAUUGGUUAUCACUUCGUUGUAGUUUCAUCCGGUUGUCUUUUCCGUUUCUACUUGAUCUAUCUGAAUCCAAACUCAGCUGAAAUUGACUCUUAGUUUACUUUCAUAUUAUGUUCUGCAGGUUAAGUGUUGCAUAUGUUUGACAGAACUGUUUUAUUUAAAUAAAUCCACCUCCUCAAUGCUGAGGCAUUAUAGGGCCAGGCAUCAGAAUGAAGUCCCAGAUACCCCUGGAUAAACUCAGGUAUAUAGCCAUUCUACAAAUUACUCAGUUUCUUUUUAGAAAUUAUUUCAUAUAAAUGUAUUAUUUACUUAAUUUUUUUCUUACAGCAGGAGAAGCUGUCAAAAAAGCGUAACAGACUACAUUUCAAAAUGUUGGAAAAACUUAUUUUUUUGAAUGAAAAUUUGUGGGAAAUAAAAUCCCAGUCCCCAAGCAUCCUCAUUCCAAACACGUUCACUUAAAUUUUCA